AUGGAGGCGACGUUUGUGGUAGUUGGGGGAGGAAUAGCUGGAGUUAGUUGUGCAGAAACUUUGGCGUUUCUGGAGCCUGAGAAAACAAUAAUUUUGAUUAGUGAAUCCUCCCUUAUUAAGACAGUUACAAAUUUACACGCAAUUACGCGAACUUUGACCGAUUUUGAUAUUAAUGAAACGGAUUCAAGCUAUUUAACAAACAAAUAUUUGAAUAUUACUGUGGUCCACGAUAAACUCACCGAAAUCAACGACACUGACCACUUCAUAGUCACGUCUAGUGGGCAAAUUAAAUACGAAUUUUUGUGUUUGUGUAUGGGGGCUGAGCCAAAACUAAUCCCCCAAGCCUCGUCUUUUUCUCAAAUCAUUGGUAUUAGAGACACCGAUUCGGUCGAAACUUUCGUACAAAAAUUGAAAACAGCCAAGACAAUUGUCGUUGUCGGUAACGGGGGCAUCGCCUCAGAGGUGGUUUUCAAAAUCAGAAACGUAGACGUCCACUGGGUGGUGCGUGACAAGCACAUUUCCGCGACUUUCGUCGACCCUGGGGCUGCUGAAUUCUUCCAAUCCGCCUUAAACCACGGAAAAUCGGGCGAGGAGCCGGUUUACAAAAGAAUGAGAUACAGUGAGGACAGCUUCACCAAAUCGGGGGCCGCUUUGGGGCCUGACUGGUACAACAACCUGUCCAUCACUGGGGGCAAAGGCGCCUCUAGUACCGACGUGAAAAUCCACUACGAAGCCGAGGUCACAAACGUCGAAGCUUUGGAAAAUUGCGAUUUCCCGAUUAAGGUCGCUCUAACCAGCGGUUUGAAAAUCCCCUGCGACCUUGUCGUUUCCGCCACCGGGGUGCUCCCAAGACGCAACUUUGCGACUUUGCACGAGUUCGCAAGGUCCGAAGAUGGGGGGCUCCAAGUCAACGAGUUCAUGCAAACUUCGCUUAAAGACAUCUACGCCGCGGGGGAUAUUUGUGCCGCCGGUUGGCCCCCAGCUAAGCACUGGUUCCAGAUGAAGUUGUGGACGCAGGCGAGACAGAUGGGGUGUUACGCGGCCAAGUGCAUGUCAGCUCAUUCGAACAACGAGAGCUUGCUGCAGGAUUUUUGCUUCGAAAUGUUCGCACAUUCGACCAAACUUUUCGGGUAUAAAGUCAUCCUGCUGGGGCUUUAUAACGGCCAGAAGUUGGGGCGUAAUUACGAAAUUUUGUUAAGGAUGACCAAGGAGAAGGAAUACAUCAAGUUUGUUCUCGAAGAUAAUAAGUUACAAGGGGCUGUUCUCAUCGGCGAUACAGAUUUGGAGGAAAUGUGCGAGAACUUAAUUUUGAAUCAGUUGGAUCUGGCGCCUUACGGCGACGAUAUUUUGAACCCAAACAUCGAUAUUGAGGAUUAUUUUGAUUGAAUGUGUAAAUUUCGUAAUUGUUAAUAAAUUUUUGAGUUACU
This is a messenger RNA of Tribolium castaneum (red flour beetle), 1427 nucleotides long. RefSeq names its product Pyridine nucleotide-disulfide oxidoreductase domain 1 (gene Pyroxd1). Lineage: Eukaryota; Metazoa; Arthropoda; Insecta; Coleoptera; Tenebrionidae. The record is from RefSeq and is a predicted model, not a curated record. The transcript has a single exon. Gene Ontology annotation, molecular function: oxidoreductase activity; flavin adenine dinucleotide binding. Bases 1 to 1386 code for a protein of 461 amino acids.